CUGAGUCUUCCUCCUUCCAUAACAUCUCUUCAGCACCCAGCCAUCUUGAGUGUACCAUAAUGCAGAUCUUUGUACGCUCCGGUGCGACCCACGUGCUUGAUGUGGCCGAGCAGCAGACAGUGGCCGACGUGCGAGCCUUUAUCUGCCAGGCCGAGCAACUCCCACAGGCCGAGGUAAGGCUCUAUGCUGCCGGCUCGCCAUUGGACAACGAUGCCCUCGCACUAUCCGCCCUCACGACCGAUGCCAUCGACGUCAAUGUCACACUCAAGGGAGGUAAGGUCCACGGCUCGCUCUCUCGUGCCGGCAAGGUCAAAGGUCAAACCCCCAAGGUAGAAAAGAAAGAGAAGAAGAAGGCCAAGACAGGUCGAGCCAAGCGCAGGAUCCAGUAUAACCGUCGGUUCGUCAACGUUGUGGCGACCUUCGGCAAGAAGCGCGGCCCUAACAGCAACUCGUAAAAGAUGCGAUUGUUUGGCGACGGAAAAAAAAAUGAAAUAAAGAUGCAUUAAAAUAA
Homarus americanus (American lobster) is the source of this 511-nucleotide messenger RNA. It is a transcript of the gene RpS30, whose product is annotated as ubiquitin-like protein FUBI. Gene Ontology annotation, molecular function: structural constituent of ribosome; protein binding. The transcript has 4 exons. Gene Ontology annotation, biological process: translation. The coding region runs from base 60 to 455 and encodes 131 amino acids. Lineage: Eukaryota; Metazoa; Arthropoda; Malacostraca; Decapoda; Nephropidae. The record is from RefSeq and is a predicted model, not a curated record. Gene Ontology annotation, cellular component: cytosolic small ribosomal subunit; ribosome.